This is a messenger RNA of Oncorhynchus keta (chum salmon), 9870 nucleotides long. Its product is annotated as C-Jun-amino-terminal kinase-interacting protein 1-like. Gene Ontology annotation, cellular component: cytoplasm. NCBI's taxonomy places the organism in Eukaryota, Metazoa, Chordata, Actinopteri, Salmoniformes, Salmonidae. The transcript is spliced from 13 exons. Gene Ontology annotation, biological process: regulation of JNK cascade. Gene Ontology annotation, molecular function: protein binding. The coding region runs from base 384 to 2855 and encodes 823 amino acids. The record is from RefSeq and is a predicted model, not a curated record.
UGAGAAUAACCCAAGCAUGAUCGAUCUGCUCCAUGAAUAAUUGAAGAGAGAUGUGUUUUGGAGAGUUCUGUUCUCAGCCCAGCCAAGCCCAGCUCUCCUACAAUGAUUUCUCUUUCUACUCCUGCUUGUGACACAGGGCAGCAGUUUCCUGCAGUGCACCUCUCGCAUAGUAAAUCUGAUGUACAUCCGGGACAGUGUAAACACUGAUGACUCGAAAAAGGCUCUCAGUGGGAGAGGGGUAGAGAGGAGUCGGUUAUCUAAUAUAACUUUGCGCUGGCUGCUCCUGCCGCUGCUAACGACGAUACUCCUAUAUUCCAUUUCUGGGCUCAGGAACAUUUAGCGCGACAGGAGGAAGGAAUAACCAGAGCAGGGCUUUGAAUCAUAUGCCUAACCUAUCGACCCAGCUGAGCACACCUCCUCUCCUCUGUGAAUGCACUCACUUGCAGCAUGGACUCCGCAGGGGAAAGAGAGGAAGGGUGGAUGGAAGACCAGUGGGAGAAAUGGGACUAAACAGGGCAAUAGAUGCUUUGGCAGGACAAAUCCCUCUUUCCCGAUUGGUGUGGAGGUUGACCCAUGACAUCAGCCUGAAUGAGUUUGAAGAUGACGACUUGUCUGAGAUCACUGAGAUCACAGAUGAGUGUGGGAUGAGUCUCAACUAUAUGGGCCUAGAGAUUAAGGGCUGUGUGAGGCAGGGGACCAAUAGUGGGGUGGGGAAGGAGGAGCUGGGUGCUGUCGGCCAGCUCCAGGCCGAGAUGCUCCAUUUGGAUCUGAUCGACGGGGCCGAUGGUUACCGCGAUGACAAGGAGUCAUCUAAGCCAUCUUCCACAGCACCCCUGCCAGUAACCGAGGACCCCCCUCUAGUAACCAUGAAUAUAUACCGGCCAAAGAGACCCACGACCCUUAACCUUUUCCCCAUGGUGCCACGCACUCAGGACACAUUAAACAACAACUCAUUUGGUAAGAAGUACAGCUGGCAGGAGAAGGUCUCGCUCUCAUCCUCCCCCCUCAAAACAGGCGGGCUGAUCUCUCCCCAUGAGCACAGCUGUCUAAGUGACGAGGACAAGCUGCAGCACGGAGGUGGGACGCAGACCAAGGACCGCGGCACAUCCACUGACACUCCCUGCAGAUACAAACACACCUCUGGACACACCGAGAGCUCCACAGCGGGGACACGCUCCAAACUGCCGGAUAAGCCCCCAGCACCCCCGCCUCCCCAAAACUACACACUCGCACCUCUGGGCCCCCCAGGGACACACAGAGAGAAGAUCCGCUAUCACACAGAUGUACGCCUAGAACCCACCGAGGAGAUCUAUCUGACUCCCGUGCACCGUUCCGAGCAGGACCACCCAUUCCUGUCCCAGCAGCCAGAGCACGGACGCAUGUCAAUCAGCUCUGACAACGAGGGCCCGCCCCCUUACCAGCCUCUGCCCGACCGGACCAACCCUUCCAUUUGUGAGGAGGAUGAGGUUUACAUGCCCCCUCCCUCCUACACCUCCUAUGUGGAGGCUCUCUUCACCCCUCCCUCUACCGCCCCCCCCAUGGAACCCCCAGGCUUAGCCCUGAACCUCGGCCUGAGGGAAGGAGGAGCAGGGGCGAUGGUGAGGGCAGGGGCAGGGGUGGAGUAUGUAGAUGCCCAAGAUGAGACAUUUGGGGUAGAGGGUGAGGAUGAGAGGGUAAGGGUUGUGGGAGGCAGGCAGUAUUUGGGACGUGGUGGCUGUGGUGCCCCCACGAGUACUUUGAUGAGCUCGGAAGCGAGUGGUCUGUCUUACGACUCUGUGAAGUACACACUCGUUGUGGACGAGCACGCGCAGCUUGAACUGGUAAGUCUGAGGCAGUGUUACCAAUGUUACAGCGACGACAGCAACUCUGCGACCGUCUACGACAACUGCAUCUCGUCUCCGUAUGAGUCGGCCAUAGGGGAGAAGUAUAAGGAGGAAGAGGAAGAAGAGAAAGAGGAGGUGGAGGAGGAGGAGGAGGAGGUGGAGGAGGAGGAGGAGGAGGAGGAGGAGGAGAGAGUGAGAGUGGGAGGGGUGAGGAGAGAAGCCCCCGCCUGUCUGUCAGAGGACUCCACCCCGGAGGCGAACUUGCACUUCUCUAAGAAGUUCCUCAACAUCUUCAUGAACGGACGGUCACGAUCAUCUAGUGCAGAGCCGUUUGGCUUGUUCUCCUGCCUCAUAAAUGGGGAAGAGAGGGAACAGAGUCACAGAGCCGUCUACAGGUUUGUCCCUCGCCAUGAUGAUGAGCUGGAGUUGGAGGUUGAUGACCCUGUACUGGUGGAGGUACAAGCAGAGGAUUACUGGUACGAAGGCUAUAACAUGCGUACAGGCACCUGCGGCAUCUUCCCUGCUUACUACGCCAUAGAGGUCGCCAAGGAGCCAGAGAGCUUCAAAGUGAAGAGCAGUGACUGGGUAGACCGGUACCACAUGAAAUUCCUGGGCUCGGUCCAAGUACCCUACCACAAAGGCAACGAUGUUCUGUGUGCAGCUAUGCAGAAGAUUGCCACCAAUAGGAGGAUGACAGUGCAGUAUAACCCACCUUCGUCUUGUAUCCUUGAGAUCAACGUGAAAGGCGUGAAGCUCCUAGUCCAGGAUGACUACUAUGCCUCUGACAAAAGUAACCAGUGCAGCCACUUCUUCCAGUUGAAGAAUGUUUCCUUCUGUGGAUAUCACCCUAAGAACAACAAGUACUUUGGCUUCAUCACAAAACACCCAGCUGACCAGAGAUUUGCCUGUCAUGUGUUUGUGUCUGAAGAUUCUACUAAACCCCUGGCAGAGUCUGUUGGGAAAGCCUUCCAGUUGUACUAUAAGGAAUUUGUAGAUUGCUCCUGUCCGACAGAGGAUAUUUACCUGGAAUAGCACCAACCCCGCCUUCCACCACAACCUUGUACAUUACAGUGUAACAUAACAUAAUGUUGCAUGACAGAGAAAACAAUUCUAACAAAUGUGAACUAAUAAAUUUGACAAAAAGAUGGAGAGAGAGAAAGAAGGAGAGGUACUGGUGACUAAUGUUUGUCCAAAGAUUUUAAACAGUAUGAAGAUUGAACAUGUCAUUGAUCGAAACAUAGUGGAGAUAUUGAAGAGGGGGUCCCAAAAUAUGUAAAAUGGAGUCACUGAUGAGGGAAUUAAUGUGCCACUCAAGCACAAUGCUCAGAUCAUAGUGACCAUGGGCCUCAUUUAUAAACGUUGCGUAGACACAAAAUAAGGCGUACACCACUUUCUAAGCAAACUUUGGGAUUUCUAAAAAACAAACUUGACGGGAGAAUGUGCAGUUCUCCAUGGACACUUUGACACAUACGUAUGCACAUAAACUGGAGAAAUUAGAAACUGUGACUCCGAUGGCAGAAGGAUGAAACUCGAGAAAUGCUUUAAAAUUGAUACCAUUGUGUAAAAUAAAUUGAAAUAUUACCUCCCAUGUUUUAUAUAUGAAGAGUUCUCUGGAAAAAAACAAAACAUGAUUUAGGAUAAUAAAUACAAAUAGAGAUAUCUGUUUUUGCAAAAUAACCCCUCAAAUAUGUUGUAUAGUUUAAUCGGGAAUCAUAUUUAAUUGGAUCUGUAAUUAUUAAACAAUACUUGCAUGUUAUGAAAUGUAUUCUCAUAAAUAAUAAGGUGAACAGUAGGACAAAUUACGUUUAAACUGAUGCCGUUUUCAAUGCCUCAGUCUGGUAGAUACCAGUGCACAGUUUCAUAUAUUUACAUUACAUUUAAGUCAUUUAGCAGACGCUCUUAUCCAGAGCGACUUACAAAUUGGUGCAUUCACCUUAUGGCAUCCAGUGGAACAGCCACUGUACAAUAGUGCAUCUAAAUCUUUUAAGGGGGGGGGGUGAGAAGGAUUACUUUAUCCUAUCCUAGGUAUUCCUUAAAGAGGUGGGGUUUCAGGUGUCUCCGGAAGGUGGUGAUUGACUCCGCUGUCCUGGCGUCGUGAGGGAGUGUGUUCCACCAUUGGGGAGCCAGAGCAGCGAACAGUUUUGACUGGGCUGAGCGGGAACUGUACUUCCUCAGUGGUAGGGAGGCGAGCAGGCCAGAGGUGGAUGAACGCAGUGCCCUUGUUUGGGUGUAGGGCCUGAUCAGAGCCUGGAGGUACUGAGGUGCCGUUCCCCUCACAGCUCCGUAGGCAAGCACCAUGGUCUUGUAGCGGAUGCGAGCUUCAACUGGAAGCCAGUGGAGAGAGCGGAGGAGCGGGGUGACGUGAGAGAACUUGGGAAGGUUGAACACCAGACGGGCUGCGGCGUUCAUAUGUUCGUUGCACAGAACUGUCAAUGUGAAAAUGGCCCUGUCAUUGUCAGUUACAAUCAGGGUAAUUACCACACCUGAAGGUGUUACACCAUUGGGUGGCUUUGACAAUCAAAUGGGGGGGUAUAAACAGGCAUGCAAUUCCAAUGCUUAAUGACUCACAUUGGCUGCUUUGGCACUGUUGGAAGAUUUGGCGAAUGGAAGAAUUCGGAGAGAGUGAAUUUUCAGAGACCAGACAGAUUUACUGGAAAAUGAUGAAGAGUGGCUUAUUAGCCGGUUCUGAUUACCGAGAGCUGUUCUCUUGGAUCUCUGUGCUGUAGUAGGCCCAGCUUUACAGAGAAGCACCUGCAGAAACCAAGCCGUGCCUGUCCCACAUCAACUCCUUGAUAACAUCGUUAAUAGCGUUGAUGGUGUCUCUUCGCAUUUGCAGGACUGCAUCUGUGAGGAAAUGGCCACUGGAGGGUUGUGACGCAUGAGGUACAGUGGAGACGCUGAGGCUGGUCGCACUCAGCUCCUGCUCAGCUGUAGCUCCACCGACCCCACAGGGACAAACGGCGACUAAAAACAAUCGAAAAUGUCACAAUUGUUUGUGUAAAUAAAUAAAGUAUUUGGUCAAUAACAAACGUUUAUCUCCCUUUGUUGGCAAUGAGAGGUCAAACGUUUUCUGUAAGUCUUCACAAGGUUUUCACACAGUGUUGCUGGUAUUUUGGCCCAUUGUUCCCUGCAGAUCUCCUCUAGAGCAGUGAUGUUUUGGGGCUGUUGCUGGGCAACACGGACUUUCAACUCCCUCCAAAGAUUUUCUAUGGGGUUGAGAUCUGGAAACUGGCUAGGCCACUCCAGGACCUUAAAACACUUCUUACGAAGCCACUCCUUCGUUGCCCGGGCGGUGUGUUUGGGAUCAUUUUCAUGCUGAAAGACCCAGCCACGUUUCAUCUUCAUUGCCCUUGCUGAUGGAAGGAGGUUUUCACUCAAAAUCUCAUGAUACAUGGCCCCAUUCAUUCUUUCCUUUACAUGGAUCAGUCGUCCUGGUCCCUUUGCAGAAGAACAGCCCCAAAGCAUGAUGUUUCCAUCCCCAUGCUUCACAGUAGGUAUGGUGUUCUUUGGAUGCAACUCAGCAUUCUUUGUCCUCCAAACACGACGAGUUGAGUUUUACCAAAAAGUUAUAUUUUGGUUUCAUCUGACCAUAUGACAUUCUCCCAAUCUUAUUCUGGAUCAUCCAAAUGCUCUCAAGCAAACUUCAGACGGGCCUGGACAUGUACUGGCUUAUUAAAGCAGGGGGACACGUCUGACACUGCAGGAUUUGAGUUCCUGGCGGCGUAGUGUGUUACUGAUGGUAGGCUUUGUUACUUUGGUCCCAGCUCUCUGCAGGUCAUUCACUAGGUCCCCCCGUGUGGUUCUAGGAUUUUUGCUCACCAUUCUUGUGAUAAUUUUGACCCCACGGGGUGAGAUCUUGCGUGGAGCCCCAGAUCGAGGGAGAUUAUCAGUGGUCUUGUAUGUCUUCCAUUUCCUAAUAAUUGCUCCCACAGUUGAUUUCUUCAAACCAAGCUGCUUACCAAUUGCAGAUUCAGUCUUCCCAGCCUGGUGCAGGUCUACAAUUUUGUUUCUGGCGUCCUUUGACAGCUCUUUGGUCUUGGCCAUAGUGGAGUUUGACUGUUUGAGGUUGUGGACAGGUGUCGUUUAUACUGAUAACAAGUCCAAAUAGGUGCCAUUAAUACAGGUAACGAGUGGAGGACAGAGGAGCCUCUUAAUGAAGAAGUUACAGGUCUGUGAGAGCCAGAAAUCUUACUUGUUUGUAGGUGACCAAAUACUUAUUUUCCACCAUAAUUUGCAAAUAAAUUCAUAAAAAAUCCUACAAUGUGAUUUUCUGGAUUUUUCUUCUUCUCAUUUUGUCUGUCAUAGUUGAAGUGUACCUAUUAGGAAAAUUACAGGCCUCUCUCGUCUUUUUAAGUGGGGGAACUUGCACAAUUGGUGGCUGACGAAAUACUUUUUUGCCCCACUGUACCUGGAUCAUCCGGUGCGUCUUGCAUGUCCGUGUCCCCCUCCGUCACUACUCCACUCAGGAGGGAUAUCCCUAUAAUACUGGCAAGUCGCUCAUCAAGGAGCAAGGGGAUUGGCCUCCACUUCUAUGUCUGACCACUUCUUUUUUUAUUUCUGAGAAAGCCCGACCUUCUGAGCCAGCAGCAUUCACAGCGUCCGCCAUAUGCUGCCACUAUAACGCCUUUUUGGCAUUUGUAAUUCCCACACUGUGUCCACCAAACAAUAUAUGUUUUCUUGCUUCAACCUCCCCUACAAGAAUCUCCAUUCCACACUGGAUGAAUUUUUUUUUUUUUGCCUUUCUGUCAGGAUUUGUUGUCAUUGUUGUCAUGCAGUUAGUAUGGAUUAAUAUUAAUUAGGAACGUUUCACUGACUAUUUAUAGGCAACCAUGGGCGUUAAAAGGGUGGGACAAGACGCUCGCACACGUGCGCCAAAUUUCGAGUUGAUAGUGAUAUAUACAGGGAAACAGGUGUGGGACGUGCGUGCGCAUUGUGGUAUAAAUCUGAAUAUUUUUGCGCAUAAGCACUUUCUGUGUUUCUCCGUACGCCACCUUUUGACGUGAAUCAUCCGCACAGUUUUAUAAAUGAGGCCCCUGAACUGGAGUAUUCUAAGACUAAUCUUUGUGAAUUUAGAGCUUGAAUCCCAGGUAGAACACUGGGCUUUGUGGACUUGGUGAACCGAAGAAAGACCAAUAGUCGCUAAGGUAAAAGCAAAUGGAGGUCAGGGAAAAUAAAUCAAUAAAUGAAUGAAGAUCUUGUUAAAUUACUAGUAUUUGAGUAUUCUAAUCCCUAAUUCUAUGGAAUCUCGAAUGUUGGUGUGCUACAUUGUGUGAGGAAAACAGUGAUUCUCCAUGAGCUAAUGGUGCAGUGUGUUUGGGGAGGGUGAUAAGGCCUCACUGGAGAGUUCUGUGGUCUAAGGUAACUAACGAUCUAAAAUCAGAUUACCCUACCCCAUCCUUUACAAUUAAGGGGAUGACAAAUGAUCUGGCAAAUUAUCAGUGGCUCACACUGUUACUUAUUUUCCAUGUGUUUGUUCCCCCUAAACCAAAAACAAGUAAGCAUUAGGGUCACACUGUUGACCAGGAAUAGUGUCUUUAACAUCUAUCUGGUACACUGUCAGAACCCUCAAAUAUAUUCACAUUAAGGAAUCAAGAGCAAACUUUUGAAACAGGGGUUCCUACCAAUAAAAGCACUCACACUGUUUUCUGUUUGAAAAUGCUUCCGUUUGUUUUUUCUGAACAUGACCCUAGAUAUUAUUUGAUUUGUGGGAAGACUGAUUCUUGUUAAAUCAUUAAGGGUACACUCCUUAAUUGAAUAUAAUUGUAUUGUAUUGUAAUUAUAUUACCAGAAACAAGGAGAUGGACGACAGAGUUUCCAGUCAACCGCUUUGGCUUGCUUUUAAAGGUAGUUUUAGUCUUCUAAUUUGCAGGAAGGGUCACUGUGGACUGCCUCAUAGUUCUUCUCAUGCUCAGUUUCAACAUGAAAUGAGAGUUCAUAUUGAGAGUUCAGAUGGGGUUGCCAUUCAGAUAACUGGGUAUAGGAUAAGGAUGCUUACUCAAGCUGUAGAGACAGCAGGAGUGGUAGAGAUACUUUUAAUUGUAAUAUUUGUGUUGUGGAGAAAUGACCAGGCAGGAGACGGGAGUACAGUUAGUUUUCGUUUAGUCAAAACCCCUCGUGCUCUACAGUUCCCGGCACCCUAGUGCGCAUGUGCAUUUCCUAUUAGGUGUAAUGAGGUAACACUGCUGUAAUACAUUACUGCUUAGUAACAGCAUAGUAACUAAUCUAAACAGAUGUAGAUCCCAGAUACUACAGUAAUGAUCGGCUAUGAAAAGCCAACUGACAUUUACUCUUGAGGUGCUGACUUGCUGCACCCUCGACAACUAGUGUGAUUAUUAUUAUUUGACCAUGCUGGUCAUUUAUGAACACUUGAACAUCUUGGCCAUGUUCUCUUAUAAUCUUCACCCGGCACAGCCAGAAGAGGACUGGCCACCCAUCAUAGCCUGGUUCCUCUCUAGGUUUCCUCCUAGGUUUUGGCCUUUCUAGGGAGUUUUUCCUAGCCAAUAUGCUUCAACACCUGCAUUGCUUGCUGUUUGGGGUUUUAGGCUGGGUUUCUGUACAGCACUUUGAGAUAUCAGCUGAUGUACAAAGGGCUAUAUAACUAGAUUUUAUUUUAUUUGAUCUGUUACCCUGGUAACAUAAAAGGGAAUUACCUCUGACCCUCACAAAAAGAAAAUGAAAGGUGAAGUGUAUAGGAAAUGCAUGAUGGGAGAUGUAGUUUUAAAGGUAGUGCCUGACUAGGAAUUACAAGGCAGGGGGAGGGUGGUAUCUUUUACAAGUAGUGCCUCUAUGAAGGAUCACUGUUGUAACUACUAUGUCAUUUAGAUUUAACACAAUGUGUGUUGAUAGGAGAGGUUGAAAAAAGGCUGUUUUUGUGGAGGAGAUAUCAUGUGUGUUGAGAUGGUAAGAAAUUAAUAAAGUAAGACUAGAUCAAGGAUCAACAUAAUAAGAUAGGAAUGGAAAUGGCCAACUCCUGGCCACAGGUUUGUGCCUGGAAACAAUGGCCUGGUCUGAAACCAACCAAUUGCUCAUACCCAUUUGAUGCUUGUAGAUUCUGAUAGAACCAGAGGUGUUUUUUAUACCUUAAGUUCACUGGAAGGCUAGGUGGAGCCAUCCCCCUAUUGCCUACACCUUUCCAGUCUUCAGAUUUGCCAUCACAGAAGGGGUAGGGAUUAGGGAAAAGGGCAAAUAAUUGUAUUGUGUGGCUUUCUGACACAGUGAUUUAUAAUGUGGCUUCCACAGAAUCACAUUCUAACAAGAACUUGUAGCACAAUGUAUUGUUUAUAAGAACUGUAAUUAACUGAACAUGUAAAACAUUGUGAGAAUGAAUGCUUGUAAAAUGGGUGUCUCUAACUUAUGAAAUCAUGGGAUAUGAAACCACGUUCAUUCUACCACCUGUCAAGCAUCUUCCUAUGAAUAGUGACAUGUAUUUCCAAGUCACAAGUUUACAUUUUAUCUUCAUCAUUCCUAUUUUUCUUCUGAGCCAAGAAACAAAGGCCAAAAUUCAGAUCAGAUCUGCCUUAAACCAUGAUAAAUGACAAUUGCAUAGCAUAUCAUUGUUUUUUUCUGUUGUGUGUUGUAAUCUACACCUUGAUUAGGCUGAUAUAAAUCCGUAUUAUUUUAUAUAGCCUACACUUUCACAUUCGGAACUUCUAACACAGGUGGGACUGGUGUGACAAUGACCUCAAGAGCAGCCAUUCGCCAUUUGACAGCUCCAACGCAGAACACCUGUAACAUCGCCUAAACAAAAAUAAUUAUAUGCAAUGCAGUCUGUCGGCUAUUGCAGGUUAAGGCGAAUCUGAUUGAAUCAUGCUUGAUUUUUACGACAUUCUCCGGGAAUACUUCUAAUUUCAGUCCCCAAACAGUCAUUCUGGCCACUAUGAGGAAAUCAAGUAAAGGUUAUAAAAAAGUGUACAGAUAUGCCAUAUAUACAUAAAUAUAUUGUAAUUACAAAUGUUACACUGUACCAAUUCUUACUGUAGUAAUUUGAAUUAUUUUUGAUUUAUUUUUAAGUGUGAAUUGUAAUAUUUAUUUAAAAUGUUCAAUGCAG